AUGUCUUUAAAGCUCGAAGAAAUCCACCCGAAGGUGUUUCUCGAUAUCCAGAUCGGCGACCUGCCGCUUGGACGUGUGGUAAUUGAGCUCUUCGAGCAGCUCGCGCCAAACACCGUCGCCAACUUUCAGCACAUUUGCCGCGGAGACCACACAUCGCUCGUUUCGGGCGGGCCGCUCACGUACAAGAACACGUACUUCCACCGUGUGAUCAAAAACUUCAUGUGUCAGGGUGGCGAUGUGAACCUUGCGGAUCUUCGCGAGGUGACGACGCAGGAACAGUACCUCGAGAACAAAUACGCGGGGAUGGGCGGCGAGUCCGUUUUCCGAAGCGGAGAGAACUUUGAGAGCGAAAACUUGACCCAGGCAAUCGAUCGCUCGUUCUUGGUGGCUAUGGCGAACGAUGGGGACGUUAACCACAAUAAGUCUCAGUUCUUCAUCACCACCUACCCGGCGCCUCACUUGACGGGGAAGCACACAGUUUUCGGACAGGUUUGCCACGGAAAGUCUGUUGUGAGAGACAUGGAAAGGGUCCGCACGUUUCAGACCAACCUCCCUAACUGGGAAGAACGUGUAGUUAUCACCGACUGUGGCGACUGGCGGGAGGGAGACGCGCUCCCUGUGUACAACUGCAGCAACCUGACCCUCGCCGGGGACAUAUACGAGGAGUACCCCGACGACGACGAGACGAUUAACCCCGACUCGAGCGAAUCGGUCUACCAAGCCGCAGAAAUCAUCAAGGAAGCGGGAACCCAAUUGUUCAAGCAGAAACAGACCCAGCAGGCAUUUUUCAAGUACAAGAAAGCGUUGCGCUACGUGAACGAGUUUAUUCCCGGUGAAGACCAGCCUGAGUGGAACGCUAAGUACUUGGUGAUGAAGAAGAAGUUGUAUCUCAACUUGUCGUUGGUCUGCACUCAGCUACAGGACUAUCAAACGGCGUACGACUACGCGACGCUCCUCAUCGAGUUGAACCACGAAUAUCCAGCGAUCUUGACCACCACGCCAGCCGAGUUGGCCAAAGCCUAUUUUCGCGGCGGUGCUGCGCAAGUUAAGUUGGGAAAGGUGGAAGACGCUGUCAAGAGCUUGCGUAAGGCUAAUGAGUUGCUUCCAGGUGAUGCGUUAAUCGAACGGGAGUACCAGAACGCCGAGGCAUUGGUGACGAAUAAGAAGAACAAGGAGAAACAGAAGUACGCAAAGUUUUUUGCAUAG
Messenger RNA from Babjeviella inositovora NRRL Y-12698, 1206 nucleotides. RefSeq names its product peptidylprolyl isomerase. Bases 1 to 1206 code for a protein of 401 amino acids. The record is from RefSeq and is a predicted model, not a curated record. The transcript has a single exon. Gene Ontology annotation, biological process: protein peptidyl-prolyl isomerization; protein folding. Lineage: Eukaryota; Fungi; Ascomycota; Pichiomycetes; Serinales. Gene Ontology annotation, molecular function: protein binding; peptidyl-prolyl cis-trans isomerase activity.